This is a messenger RNA of Chara braunii, 5544 nucleotides long. Lineage: Eukaryota; Viridiplantae; Streptophyta; Charophyceae; Charales; Characeae. The record is from the annotation of a GenBank genome assembly.
AGUGCGCCACGGUAGCAGCUCUCCCUAAGACGGGUGGUCGUUGAUGAGAUUUGAAAGGGUCGCUACCCGGUAGAAUGCACUUGCUUUCUCUCUCUCACGACUGACAGGCGCUGCGCGGCAUUUGGCUUUUCACCAUCCGGAUCUGCUGCUCGGUCUGCCUGGCCUGGGUUUCGCCGGUGGUCCCGUUGUUGCUGGCUCCGUCGUUGCCAGUCCAGUUGUUGGUCAUAUUGCCGGUGCCGGUGUUGGUCAGCCGUUUGUCCUACCAGCAGUAGGCCAACAAUUUUUGCUGCCGUCUGUCGGCGGCUCUGCUUUCGUCAUCGUUCCUUGUUCAGACCCUUCCUUGGCCACUUCUCAGUGGUUCCCAGAGCGUCUAUUGAGUUGAGAGAAUGGAAAUGUCGGCGGUGUGAACCUGGACGCGACGCGAUGCCAUGCCAGCUGCACAUAAACGGGAAACGAACCGUCGAGGUCACCACACCAGCACAGCGUCUGUUAACGAGUUUUCAUCACUGCUUAUCAGCUCGUGAAUCGGCUUUACGCCGCUUGGUAGACACACAGGUUCCUCCCUCUUGUCCCCUCUUGUUGUCCCUCCGGCCUCCUUCCCUUUGAAAUAUCGUCGACGCUUCUCUUGUCAUCCACAUCGUCUUUAUCGUCUUUAAUAUCAAUCUGAAAUUUGUCUCUCUCUGUCUCUCUCAUAUCUGUCUCAUUUCUCUCUGAGCACUGUGUAUUUCUUGCUCUCUAUGCACUCUGUAAACUCUCUUCUUUUCCGGCCUUCCCCCCUCUCCCUGUCUUGUCCCCGCUCCGCUCCCACCCUUCCUGUCUUAGCCGGCUUUUCUCUGUGUUCCCGAUGACAUUGAUGUCUAUCGACGAAAACUGAUUCUUGAAUCAACGCGACCUGAACUCUUCGGUCUCUCUCUGGUGCUGUGAGGCUGGUCAGCCGCGAACAGUACGGUUUGCCAACGACUUCACUUGUACCCUCGCUCUCCUCGUUUCCUGGUGAGUCUGUCUCCCCUCCGUUCUUUUCCGUCGGCUACUCUGCCCUCCACCUCCGAAGGUGUUUUAAAUUGACCCCUUGGAGGGAUUGUGCUUGGCCUUCUCGACCUCCUACUUCUCCUCUCCUCUCUUCCUCCAAUCGUCCUAUCGUCUACCUCCUCUUCUCAACAUCUUCAUCUCCCUCCCCAUUUCCUUGAUCUUGCUCCUAUCACUCGGCCGUCUUCGUCCUCGUCUUCGGCAUCAUUUUUCCUUUCUUCUUGUCCAUCUUCCUGUCAUUCUACCGUCUUCCUCAUCUUUCUCCCACUUUCCCUCCUCUCGUCUCUUUUCUCUACGCCUCGAUCCCUUAGGGCAUUCUGAUUGCCCACUCGCUUUCGAGGAGCCGCCUCUUGUUCACGUCGUCCUUAUUUUCGCCGGCAUCUCAUUUCGCCUUUUGGCCUCCUUUAUCCUCCCUCUCUUUGCGUAUCUUCUUUCCCGCCACCUUCGAUUCUUCCCCGGAGUCGUUCCGAGAGAGAGAGAGAGAGAGUCGCUUCUGUCAUCCUUUUCCGCACGAUUUUUUAAUAGGGAGGAGGAUCGGCGGCCACAGAGCGCGGCGUUUUCUUUUCCCGGUGUUUUUGCGAGAAUUUCGAGUCAAUCUUUCAACACGGAGAAGGAGGAAGAUCCUGACUCCUCGCCAAGCAUGACUCACAAGGAAAACGUGUACUUAAACAUUUACGAUCUGACACCAGCCAACAACUAUUUUUAUUGGUUGGGCCUAGGGGUUUACCAUUCAGGUGUGGAGGCGUACGGGGUGGAAUACGCGUACGGAGCACAUGACCUCCCCACGAGCGGGGUUUUCGAGGUGGAACCGAAGAACACACCCGGGUUCAUUUACCGGACCAGCAUCUUGAUUGGAACGACGGAGCUAAGUACACGUCAGCUGCGAAACUUCAUCGAUAAUUGCGUCGACGAGUACACCGGUGAGAGCUAUCAUCUGAUUAUCAAGAACUGUAAUCACUUCACAGAUGACAUCUGUACGAGAUUGACUGGUAAGGGCAUACCUGGAUGGGUCAAUCGAUUGGCUAGGUUGGCGUGGUUGUUUAAUUGCUUGUUGCCGGAGGCAUUGCAAGUGACUCAUCACCCCGGAUCGACUAAUUAUCAUUCCUUCCGCGGGAAGGAGGGGGAAAGGUUAACGGGAGGUAGUGGCGGGGGAAUGAAAGAUGAGGAGGAAGAGGAGGACACGGGUCUGCAGUCGGAUCAGGAAGAGAGACUAAUUAGUCCAGUCAGCGCGGAGGUGCAAAACCAACAGCGGAAUCGAUUGCUUAGGGAUAUGGGAGGAGUGAGAGCGAAAGAAGAAGCUUACUAAGAGUAGAAGGUAUGCUCGCGUCUUCGAUCUCGGCGGGGGCGGCGGUGAAGGUUAGCACUUUGAUUGUUCUUCGGAAGAGGGAGAGGAGGGAACGAAGGAGGAGAAGGUGGUUGUGUAUUAGUCUGUCUUUCUGCUUGUUGUGUGUGUUUGUGUGUGUGUGUGUGUGUGUGAGAGAGAGAGAGAGAGAGAGAGAGAGAGAGAGGUUGGAUCGGUGUGAAAAUUCUUUCGGUAUAUUUUCAAUAAAGUUCUUUUUUUUUUGUAAGUUUUAUUUCUGCCGUUAUUGCGAUCCGGGAGAGGAGGGGUGGAAUACGUAUAUAUAUAUAAUGCUGAUUUGGGUAGUUCCUACUAAUUAGAAAUAAUACUACCUAGGGAAAUGGAGAGAAGAAAGAAAAUCAGCACUGUCCUGUGGUCAGUGUCGAGGAUACAGGACAGGCUGGUCUCCGUUCCAUGUGAUUGACCUUCCUUCGUCUUGCUGUCUGUUAUCCGAGUGAUGAUUUUGGCCCAUCACCACUCUCUCUAUUAAUCCACUUAUUUAUCCAUCAGUUGUCAAUAUUUGAUUAAUCUCUGUUUUGUUUUGUCUCCCUUGCUUUCUCUCUCGUUUUCUCUCUUUCUAUCUCUCUCUCUCUUUCUCUCUUUCGCGGGUUUCGUGUCGGGUUUUCGAGUGUCUUCUUUGUCUGCCUAACUCUUUCUUUCCGGCCACAUUCAUUCGCUAUGUAAAGUUUAUCGCCGCAAUCUUCGACGGCCUUGUUCCUGUUCUCUCGUCCUAUUCGCUCCGUUCCUUUCCCGCGUGAUCCCUCCCUCCACUCGUUUUAGUUCCCGCCCUAUCUCAAUGAUCAACGGUUGGGCUCCCUCGUUUUUAGCAGGGUUGCAGUCCCGGAUGGUUGCAGUCUCGCUCCUCCCGCCCAGGCAAAUUAGAAAAGAUUGGAAAGUCUUGCCAGAGAAGGUGAUAGCCCUGUAUAUUUUGUCCAAUGGUUUUCAUUUCAAGAAGUAAGUAAAACGCGCGCCGUGUUUGAAUUCUGUGGGGGACCACCCUCUAAGCCUAAGUAUUUCCCAUCUCCUCCUCUCCCUGAUCUUUACGACGACCUAUUUCUUACCCUGAUUGACGACGACCUAUCGUUUCGUAUUCUCUCUUCGCCGACGGUCUAAAUUGGGUGCGCGAGUGAGCAGGUGAUGCUCUCUCAACCAGUUCACACGAGCCUGAGUUGACGAACCUAGCUUCCAACGCUUGCGAGCCUGCAACUGCGCUUUUUCAAAGUGGCCUGCAGCUGUUGCUGCCGAUCCAGGCCCGAAUCGAAGUGCUCUUGCCGCGUAAACCGGCGAGAGCAGUAACUCUGCUUCGUGUGCACUGGCGGUUUAAGAAUGUCUGUCUUCUAUUUGCCCGGUAGAAAAAUGACAUGUGCUAAUCAGUAGUAACUUAACCAUCUAUGCCCGCCAAUCUGCCUUUCUGCCUCGCGUCAAUCACAGACUCGCCUUUUUUGCAUGGUAAUUAGUGGGUAUUGGAACUCUUGUAGCUUUCUUUCUGCUUAUGUUUUCACGUACGUGGUGCUCUCCCGCACUCCUUUGCAACCGUCUCUCUCUCGCUCUCUUUCUUUGCCACUCAACUCUCUCUCUCUCCUGUGCAUCCCCACUCUUUAGUCUCACGCACUCAUCGUUCGUUUGCUUUCUGCCUCACAUCUCUCUGUCUCUCUCUCUCCCCCCGUACCCUCUCCAUCUCGUUCCUCCUCUCUCUACCGAUCUUUCUAUCCCACUUGUUUUCUCUCUUUCUUUUUGAUAUCUUUGAUGAGGUGUGAUCUGUGGUCGACGGACUGCACCAUCUCCUUGCGAGAGCUGCUACUUCAUUGAUUUUGUCGGGCUGCAUUUCAGAUUCUGAUCUGUCUAAUGGAAGUGGUCACUUAAUGGAGUGCCACGUGUGAGUCGUGCGCCGUGCAGUGAAAAACGAUGAUGUUGUGCGGAUUCUCAAAACCUAUUAUUGGUGGUAGUGACUAUGGGGAAGUCUUCCGAGGUCUGCCCAGGACGUGAGACGUGUCUACGUGUCUACGUGUCUACGCUGUCUAAUAUGAUGAUGUAAGCAUGCAAUGAAAUGUAUAGCCCUCUGUGUAUCUUGAGGUGGCGUCUGAUCCCCUGCCUUCCUUCCCCCCUCCCAUUACGGUAUUUUGGGGUGACUUCUAGCCCCCGCCUUCACGGUAUUUGGGGUGGGGGACUGCUGCCGCGUCCAUCGCCCUCUCCCGCCCCCCGUUGAAGGUAUUUUGGGGUGUCGUCUAUCCCCCUCUUUAAGGUACUUCGGGGGAAAGGGGGCGGCGUCUAGGCCCCGUCCUCUGUAUUUCGGGGUUGGCGUCCAGCGCUGUGUUUUGGGGUGGGGAUUAAAAGCUCGUACAGUUUGGAGCUACAUACUCUCACGUACUCUAUACUCUUCCGAAAAACAUGUCUGCGUUUAUUUCAGAACAACAACAAAAGAACCGUCUGCGUAGACGAUGAAGCCGAUGUAAAUAGGGUUUUGUGUUUUUAUGGCUCUUCUCGGAGGUAGGUAGGGUAGGCAGGGCAUUUCCUCACUCUCGUAGGGAAGGAGUAGGCGUACUUGGGACGCGGCGUCAGAUCCAGUUGAACAAGGCCUAACACAGUAAAUCUGUGAACAUGGCCUUGGACUUUUGUUUUUGUUUUGGGCAAACAGUUUGUCGGGGAUGACCUGCUACGUGGCGGGAAACGAGGAGCGGCGGGAACCUCAGCGUACGGAGAAAUGCGUGGCAGCGUGAAAACGACUUUCGACAGACUAAAUCACCGUGUGUGUGACACGUGUUAUGCGGAGAGAAGCAAGGUGAGACUAGAGGGGGAGGAGGCAAUGAGGUAAGGAGACGAAAGAGUUCCUAUCAAUCCAAGUGAUUACACGUGUAGAUGUCCGGCGCAUGCCACGUGGAGCCAACAGGGGGAUCAUUUUUUUAAUCUCUUUUCAGGGGCGGGAUCAUGUUGGUUUCAAUCCUGCUGGAUUUCCAUUCUAUUACUGAAAAUAAUGUGAGCAAAGUACAACCUCCUGCUUCGAGCGAUUUGCUGAGAUACCCACGAAUGGCAGGAGAGCAGCACGUAGAGCGAGUUAGGCUAGUCUCCCUUCCUCCUCCUCCUCCUCCGCCUCCUCCUCGUUUGCCUCCACCUCAUAGUGAUCGGUUGGGUGGAAUUGCACUCGGAGAUUUGAUCGUAAGUAAUCAAUGCAGGAUUCGGAG